Molecule: messenger RNA, 213 nt
Organism: Echinococcus granulosus
Lineage: Eukaryota; Metazoa; Platyhelminthes; Cestoda; Cyclophyllidea; Taeniidae
Exons: 3
Coding region: 1-213 (70 amino acids)
Source: RefSeq, a predicted model, not a curated record
AUGGAUUUACUGACCUGUCGUCGUGCCAAAUUCCAGGGCUCCAGUGGAGGUGAGGAAGACGGCGGCGGCGGCGGCAGCAAUAAAGGGGUCCUAAUCCCAGCAGAAGGUGUGAGUUUCCCUCUUCAGCGCGAGCAACUUCCCUCAGUGCGUCCUGUAGUUCCGCCGGCGUCUGCCGCGGUGACUAUCUUCUACGUAACAUGGACCGGACGUUGA